Molecule: messenger RNA, 1518 nt
Organism: Ramularia collo-cygni
Lineage: Eukaryota; Fungi; Ascomycota; Dothideomycetes; Mycosphaerellales; Mycosphaerellaceae
Exons: 1
Coding region: 1-1518 (505 amino acids)
Source: RefSeq, a predicted model, not a curated record
AUGAGCCAACCCUCCAGCACCUCCCAGCCUCGAGAUCUCCGCGCACCCGCAUGGCUGCACUACAACGAAAUUUUUCCUCGACCUGCCUACGUCCCUCCUCCACCAACAUCCAAGUUUGCACCCGAAGGAGUCCGGCAUGGAAAGGACGGAAGCCUAGUCGAGAAAUUUCUCUCGGAAGACGCGGCUGCUUUCCUGCGCCAUCUUCCCAUCACCAGCACGACUCUGCGCGUCAGCUUCACUAGCCAUGUGGAUGGAAAGCUCUCUGCUGAGAUUCAUGGCUAUUCUCCGCGCAAAGAAUUCGAUUCUGCGGUGAGGAAAAUGGUCGAGGAGAAUUUGCGACAGUAUGGACUGGAAGUCUUGGGGGAGAAGAUCAGUGAGGCGAGUAUUGAGCAGGUCGUGGAGAAAUUCCGUCUGCUUGGUACCGUUGAUGAAGAGAUUCAGCAUGCUGACGCAUGGGGACGAGUUGGUCUGGCGGUCUUGAAGUGGAUUGAUCUGAAUGAUGCUGCUGUUCUGGAAGCUGUCGCUACAACGACAAACAACUGUGAAGUCAGUAUCAAGGUCACUGGCUUCCAGAUGCCCACGACGGAUGAGGGUGUGGUGAAGACGGAGUUGCUUGCUAAGCUGAUCGCCGCUGAAUUCCCGGAUCAUGGGCGGGAAGAAAAGGGUCGGCUUGGCAAGGACGAGUUUGAGUUUUAUUGUCAGAAAGCCAUCGACCUUGACAUCCUUCCCCUGCAAUUCCGCCGACCGAAUCUCCUGGCUACUUUUGCGACCGCGGCGGAUUUCCCUGACGCGGUGACGACUUUGACUGCUGUGGACGAGACGGAGGACGCGCCAUCAACCUCGCAUCAUCAUCCUCUGGAAGAAGAAGCGAAAAUGUCGCACCCAACAUCGUCGAGCAAGAAGAAGGGAACGGCGAAACUUCCAUCCACUCUCCCCUCACCUUCCCCCACCUCCAAACCUCCCACCAACUUGCUCGAAGCAGCUUUCGGCCCAGCAGCUUCUUCUCCCAGCAAACAAGCCGAAGAAACCGACGUAACAGACCUGCUCGCCACCCACAAACAGCCCAAAACAACCAUCCUAUCAGGCCAGCUUCCUCCCAAAGUAGCCGCUCAAGCUGAAGCACACCUCCGCUUCGGAACCACCAAUCCAUCCCGCUACGACAAGAAGAAGCGGGAUCUCGAAGCCGCUGAGCUGGAAAACAACAACUCCCCGAAGACUCCCGCGGCGAAGAAAAAGCGGCAGAAUAAGCAAGCUGCUCGAGACUCCGACGUCGAUUCCGCGGGUCUUCUCCCAACUUCUUCUGCCGCUGCUGGUGGGAAAAAGGCCAAGAAACCUGCGAAACCGAUCCCGAGUCGUGAGGAAAUGCGUGAGGCGUGGACGGCGGGAAAUGUCACCAAGUUUACUGUUCCGCAACUUCGGGGGUAUUUGAAACAAGAGGGUUUGUUUGAGGGGUUUACGUCUGAGACGAGGAUGAAUGAGUUGUUGAAGCGGGUUAGGGAUAGUGAGGAUGGUGUGUGA